Molecule: messenger RNA, 1084 nt
Organism: Nyctereutes procyonoides (raccoon dog)
Lineage: Eukaryota; Metazoa; Chordata; Mammalia; Carnivora; Canidae
Product: neugrin-like
Exons: 2
Coding region: 1-954 (317 amino acids)
Cellular component (GO): nucleus
Source: RefSeq, a predicted model, not a curated record
AUGUCCUUAAAUGAUCAUGUUCCUCUGCAUGAUUAUCUUUCUUCAGGCGGUCGGGCGGCGGUUGUCGGCACGGCGGUCGCUCUGAGCCUCUUGCUGGGCGCGCGCGUCCCUGCUGCCGUCGCUCGUCGUGGGUUCGCGACUCGGGGGGUGGCGGACCCCGGCGCUCUGGGCCGCGAGCCGGAUCCUGAUUCCGACUGGGAGCCGGAGGAGCGGGAGCUGCAGGAGGUGGAGAGCACCUUGAAACGACAGAAAAAGGCCGCCCGGUUCCAGAAAAUUCGGAGGCGGAUGGAGGCGCCUGGGGCCCCGCCCAGGACCCUGACGUGGGAAGCGAUGGAGCAGAUCCGGUAUUUACAUAAAGAAUUUGCAGAGUCCUGGUCAGUUCCUAGGCUAGCUGAAGGCUUUGGUGUCGGCCCUGAUGUGAUCCGAAGGGUUUUAAAAAGCAAGUUUGUACCCACACUGGAGCAGAAACUGAAGCAGGAUCAGCAAGUCCUUAAGAAAGCCGGGUUUUCCCAUUCCCUGCAGCAGCUCCCCGGGCCUGAGGAUACCUUGAAGUCGCUAUCUGCAAGCCACUCUAGAUCAGGCUCUUUGUUGAUGCCAAGGGGUGAAUCUUCAUUCAAAGGCUGGGGUCACCGCAGACCUUUGACAGUGAUAGAAUCAAACACUCACAGUAAAAAUACACCAAGGAGGCAGAAGGGAGGGAAUAAAGGAAUCCAGACCCUGGAGGAGGAGCGCUCCGUGGCUGUUCCUGCAGCCCUAAGUCAUCAGCGAGAGCUGCAGAAGUGCUCCACCAGUGAUGGUGUGGGCAAAAGACGGACUGAUGGUUAUGGAUUGCCAAGUGACAAGCUGCAAGAUUUGAAGACUCAGGAGCUGGAUAACCAGAACUUCAGCAGCAAAGUAGUCCAAAGGGGGCGAGAGUUCUUCGAUAGCAAUGGGAACUUCUUGUACAGAAUUUGAGCUGGAGCUUGGCUUGUGGAGAUGCCAAGUGAAAUACCGUUGGGAGAAUAUAUUUGGAGCUGCCUGGACUUCUGUGUGUGGAAUAUCCACUUUGGGAUAGGAGGAAAUGAGCCUGGAAUGUGGGAGAAAA